Diatraea saccharalis (sugarcane borer) is the source of this 1569-nucleotide messenger RNA. NCBI's taxonomy places the organism in Eukaryota, Metazoa, Arthropoda, Insecta, Lepidoptera, Crambidae. The record is from the annotation of a GenBank genome assembly.
AGAAGCAAAUAACAGUAUGCCUUAUUUAUUCCAACUAAAGUGGCGAAUGUUGUAAACAAACAACUAACAGGAACUAUAUACGGAAUUUUCGCAAUGAUUAAACAAAAUUUUCGAGGGUACUCGUUCACUGUUUACAUCUGUUCCAUAUAAUAAUUCGAUUAAAAAUAGCUAAAGUGAUUAAUUCAACCAAAUAAAGUGAUAUGAGGUUAAAAGAAGAUUUCAAAAUAUAAACAAGAGACAAUAUACAAAUUAUAUUUAUGCAAAAACCAAUUGUUAACAAAACCUAGUGGCAAAUCAAUACAUAUAAAGAUUUGUAACAAUAAUAUAAGUGAACACAUAUAUGAAGUAUCUAAGUGCUUAAAUGAAUUAAAAUUAGUGAAAUAACAAAAGAACUGUAAAAAAUAAUUCAUUUGCUUUUAUACACUUAACGUCUUUCCUUGUGUUUAAAAUUAUCUAACUGGAUAGUAAUCAAAACUUUCGUCAUUGUCAAUAACUGAACGGUAGCCCCGGCGGACAGUGUUCAGACGCAGAAAUACAGUUCCUGUUUUCGAUCCUCAGCAGAGGCUUCUUUUUGUUAAGAAAAUAUUAAUUCUGAACACGUAAUAAAAUUGUGAAUAAAAACUUUACCUCAAAAAGUUAUUUACCAUCAUGAAUACUAACAAAUGUACAAAAUGUAAACGUUGUUUACCAAAAAAAGAAUUUCUGGCUUGUAUUCAAUGUAAAUCAACGUAUCACUUAGAAUGCGUUAAUGUUACUGUACAACGUUACUAUAAUACGAUGACACCGGAACGUAGAAGAUCUUGGAGGUGUGAUACAUGUUUAGAAAAAAGACGGAAAGCGAAUUUCGUUGCACAGGAUAAUAAUAAAACAAUUAUUUCUCCACAAGCCACUUCAAGUCCUAGAAGCUGUAAUCGUUUUUCUACUCCUCAAUCAAAAGAUAAUAUUGGAAUAAUCGAAAACAUAAGUACACAGACUAGAAACAUCACACACCGAAGAAAACACACUAACGUUGUGGUGACUGAGAAUUCGUUUGAAUCACUGUCGGUUGACUAUGAAGAGGAGGACACAAUACCUGAUUCUUCCCCUGAGUCCACUAAUGCAUUAAAUAGAAGUUGUCCUGAUAUAAGAUCACUAAACAUCACAGAAAGAGUGAAAGAAUUGGAGUGCAAAGUUGCAAACUUAACUGAAAAGUUGGCCUCUGCCGAACAGGAAAUUGUCAAUUUAUUAUCAGAAAAUGGCUCCUUAAAAGAGAUUAAUACCAGACAAGAAAAUAAAAUUUUACAAUUGAAAACAAUUUGUGGUUCUUUUAAAAAAACACCUUCUUCAAGGAUGCACAACAGCUCUAAACGUCGACAAUCAGGAAGCAGUGUAUGUAACAACUACAUAAAUCUUUCUACAGAUAUCUCUCCUCAGCAAAACGAUCCGGUAAAAGAGAUCAUAACGACGAAUGACCAGCUAGUUAUUAACUCACAAAUACUUAAUGAACGUAAACAUAAAAUUAAAAUAGUGGGAGAUGAUUCUCUUGCGGACGCUCUGUUAAAGAAAAUGCUAAAACUGGAAAAGUAUUAA